GAUAACCAUGCUGCAGCGCCUAUCUGGCACUUAUAAGGCUCGACCAACGCCGCGCUUCCCAACUGCCUACCACCAUAAGUACUACGACUACAACCACAACCACGCGCCACACCCACAAGAUGACUUCGCCACCGCCCGUCUUGUCACUAUACCGGGACCCAAGCCGAAUCUGGCCCCACGAAUUCCACUUCGGACCACCGACGGACGAGACAGAAGAUAUCACUUUCUACAUGCCCGGCGGCUAUCAUCCAGUCCGCAUCGGAGAAGUGUUCAGCGGCACCAAAGGCGACUACAGGAUCAUGCACAAGCUCGGCCAGGGCGCGUUCGCCACGGUGUGGCUCGCCCAAACCGUCUCCUCGAGGGCCUUUGUGGCGCUGAAGAUACCUACAGCCGGCGAGCAUGGGUUCGAUGAGGCCGAGAUGCUGGAGCUGGCGAACACGGCAGCUGGCUCGGACCACCCUCGCGUCUCCGAGUUCAUCAACAAGAUUCCCAUCCGCGGCCCAAAUGGGCUUCAUUGUGGCAUAGUGACGGACGUUGUCGUCCCGCUGGCCUCAGCAGGAGUCGGCUUUCAACCUCGUUGGUGGCGGAAAGAAGUUGUAUAUGGGAUGGUGCAGGCGAUGGCGCAAAUUCACCGCGCGGAUAUGGUUCACGGUGACUUCCACAUGGCGAACAUAGGUGUCACCGUCCCACUGCCCACUGACGUUCAGGCUCAAGAAAAGCUCAUGCAAGACCUCGGCGAGUACGAGCUAACCAUCGUCCUCCCUAUCGAUCCGGCGAAGCAAACGGCCUCCCUACCCCCUUACAUCGUUACGCCAUGCCGAUGGGCUGACUACUUCUUUAACGAUCUCGGUGAGAUGAAGCCGCAAAUCAAGGUCUACGACUUUGGGAACGCGUACAGAGUGGGCACAGAAAACCCGGCCUUCAGGUGUGCUGUGGAGGCAUACGCGCCCGAAGUCGCCUUCGCCGAGUGUUUCAAGAAGAAAGAGCGCGUCCCCAUCGCAUUUUCCUCUGACGUCUGGGCCCUCGGUUCUGCGAUCUUCGAAACCAUCACCGGCACCACCCUCUUUCGCAACAAUCUGCCCAGCAUGCUGCCCGAACGCGCUGUUCACAUGGCAGGCAAAGUCCCGCCAGAGUGGCAGGCCUGGUGGGACAGCAAACCUCGCGAGCCUCUAUCUGGGAACCCAGACGCAUGGUGGGAAUCCCCGGAGCAGCGAGACUGGAUCGUUAAUGGGUGCGCGGACGAGCAAGAUGCCAAUGCGGCCAUUUGCUUGCUCAGAAAGCUGCUUGCGCUGGACCCCUCCUCGCGACCUUCUUGCGAGGAGAUUUUGCGAGAUCCGUGGUUCAAGGGCAUGGCACCGUAGCGAGCUCAGGGAAGAAGGACGCCGCACCAGGCGGACACGAGUGACAUCGUGAACUUUCAGUCCAUUUUCGGUCCUGGCCACGGACCGUCUCACCAACUCCACGUCGACCUAAUGGUCCCUGUUCUGACGCAUCGACAAAGCAGCGGGCUCGCUGUAUUUCACGGUCAUGCGUAUCGUAGUUGAUACAGCGAAUGGGAACAUCUGCGAAGGAAUUACAGGGCGUACAUGUAGGAUGCGUCCAUUGAACAGUAAUUUAUGAUGGGCAGGGAUCCUGUGGUUUCCCUCCAGGUCCAUGAGUCCGAGGAGCGAGUUCAAUCUCUUCACUGCACGCAAUAAUGAUAGUACCGGAACAAUCGGUACCGGACGUAUGGUAUUCGUCGCAGAGCGGCUCUUCGAGCUCAAAAUUAGUGUCUGUCCCCCGCCG
This is a messenger RNA of Schizophyllum commune H4-8, 1785 nucleotides long. Its product is annotated as kinase-like protein. Gene Ontology annotation, molecular function: ATP binding; protein kinase activity. The record is from RefSeq and is a predicted model, not a curated record. NCBI's taxonomy places the organism in Eukaryota, Fungi, Basidiomycota, Agaricomycetes, Agaricales, Schizophyllaceae. Gene Ontology annotation, biological process: protein phosphorylation; spliceosomal complex assembly; regulation of mRNA processing. The transcript has 4 exons. The coding region runs from base 120 to 1361 and encodes 413 amino acids.